Molecule: messenger RNA, 1350 nt
Organism: Ahaetulla prasina
Lineage: Eukaryota; Metazoa; Chordata; Lepidosauria; Squamata; Colubridae
Product: vomeronasal type-2 receptor 26-like
Exons: 4
Coding region: 1-1350 (449 amino acids)
Biological process (GO): G protein-coupled receptor signaling pathway
Cellular component (GO): membrane
Molecular function (GO): G protein-coupled receptor activity
Source: RefSeq, a predicted model, not a curated record
AUGGCGGCUUCUUUUUACCGCAUGGCUCCCAAUGAAAGCCUUCAGAUCGCGGGGAUCAUCCAUUUGCUGAAGUACUUUGGAUGGACGUGGCUUCACCGGUUUCUCCAAGGCCUUUCAUUCAAUAAUUCACUGGGAGAAACUGUGUCCAUCAACCAUCAUGGAGAAGUUCAUUCUGGAUUUGAUAUUAUAAAUGUGAUCAUGUUUCCAAAUAAUUCCUAUCACAAAGUGAAAAUUGGAAAGCUGGAUCCCACAGCAAAUGAAGGAAACAGAUUUGUAAUUCAUGAAGAUUUAAUUGUGUGGCACCAAUAUUUUAAACAGGUCUUGCCACGUUCCGUCUGCAAUGACCCCUGUCCUGCUGGCUAUCAGAAGAAAAAGAAAGAAGGGGAGAAAUUUUGCUGCUAUGAUUGUGAUGCAUGUUCUGAGGGGAAGAUGUCAAACAUGUCAGACAUGAUUGCUUGUUCAGAAUGUCCAGACGAUCAGCAUCCAAGCAAGGACAAAGUUCGAUGCAUCCUCAAAAUCAUAAUUUUCCUAACCUUUGAAGAACCUUUGGGGAUCAGUUUAGUUGUCGUUGCUGUUUUAUUUUCAGUCAUGACCAUGUUCAUACUUGGAAUAUUUAUUAAGAAUAAAGACACCCCUAUUGUUAAAGCAAACAACAAGGAACUCACCUACAGUCUCCUCAUCUCUCUUCUGCUUUGCUUCCUCUGCUCUUUUCUCUUCAUUGGAAAACCUUUCAAACUGAUUUGCUUCCUUCGACAAUCCAUGUUUGGCAUCAUCUUCUCUGUGGCUGUUUCUUCUGUGUUGGCCAAAACCAUCAUGGUCAUUGCAGCAUUCAUGGCUACCAAACCAGGGUCCAGCCUGAGAAAAUGGUUGGGGAAAAGACUGUCUUUCUUAAUUGUUUUUUCUGGGUCUUUCAUUCAAACAGGCUUUUGUCUGGCAUGGAUGAUCACUUCUCCCCCCUUUCCAGAACUUAACAUGCAAUCCAUGACUGAAGAGAUCAUAGCAGAAUGUAAUGAAGGGUCUGUUGUGAUGUUUUAUCUUGUCUUGGGUUAUAUGGGGUUCCUGUCUCUGGUCAGCUUCAUGGUGGCUUUCCUGGCUAGAAACCUGCCAGAUACAUUCAAUGAAGCCAAGUUCAUCACUUUUAGCAUGCUGGUGUUUUGUAGCGUUUGGUUGUCUUUUGUUCCCACCUAUUUGAGCACCAAAGGAAAGUAUAUGGUAGCCGUGGAGAUCUUCUCCAUCUUAGCUUCUAGUGCUGGGUUAUUGGGCUGUAUCUUCUUCCCCAAAUGCUACAUUAUUUUGCUGAGGCCUGACCUCAACAAUAGAGAACAACUUGUAAAGAAAAAGCAUUUGUGA